AUGAAUGGCUUGCUCUGUGGUCCUCCUAUUCCGGUGAAAGCGCCGGCCCUCUUCUAUGGCGAUUGCGGCUCUAGGCCCUCCAAACACGAGAAUAUGAGACCAAAUGGACACGGAGACGAUAUUCCUGUACAGCAACACCGACGGUGGAGCGUUGAGACCCCGUUAGAGCGUCAGAGGACGGAAUCCUGA
This is a messenger RNA of Penicillium vulpinum, 189 nucleotides long. RefSeq lists its product as uncharacterized. The record is from RefSeq and is a predicted model, not a curated record. The transcript has a single exon. The coding region runs from base 1 to 189 and encodes 62 amino acids. Lineage: Eukaryota; Fungi; Ascomycota; Eurotiomycetes; Eurotiales; Aspergillaceae.